Molecule: messenger RNA, 1178 nt
Organism: Fopius arisanus
Lineage: Eukaryota; Metazoa; Arthropoda; Insecta; Hymenoptera; Braconidae
Product: SPRY domain-containing protein 7
Exons: 5
Coding region: 384-968 (194 amino acids)
Molecular function (GO): protein binding
Source: RefSeq, a predicted model, not a curated record
UUUUGAAUAGCUACAGAAGGGUAGCGGCGGAUAAGUCACUCGUGGUGUUCGUUUAGCGAUGGUAGAUGGUCGGGAGAUGUGAAUUCAGAGUUUUAGUGAAGUGCUGAGGACUAUUAGAUAAAUUCAUCUUUCUGUGUCUCCACUGUUUUUAAAUGUGCUAAUAUGUCUUUGGGGUCGACAGACCGCCACGUCCUCGCCGUGGCCCUGGCUAACGCAGUGAGCGGUGUAUUAAAUGUCAUAUCUCCCACACUGAUUGUUACCAGAUAAAAAGCUGACCACAUCCCUAAUCAGGUGACGGAAACCCAUCCGACCAAAUAAAAAAACAUCUAGAAUGGUUUGGUGGACCUGAACUAGACAUUUGCCGGAGUAUUUAUACAUCUACAAUGAUGUUUUGUUGUUUGAGAAGUUGUUUUGAUGGACUAGGGUUUGCAGGGCAUCAAACUACCCACAAAGAAGACAAUCCCAUCAAUCUGGACACCUCUCAUAUGGGUCACGAAGUCGUGAUUGUUAUGAACGGCCUAAGAGCUUGUGGUCAGGGUUGUACCCUGACAAAUGUACCUCUAGUACAAAGUAAAAGUUAUUUUGAAGUUAAAAUACGCCAGGACGGGGUUUGGGCUGUUGGUUUGGCAACGAGAUCGACUGAUUUAAAUACAUCGACUGGGGGCAAUGACGCCGAAAGUUGGGCACUGAAUUCUACAGGAAUUAUUCGACAUAAUAAAGAGGAAGUACACAAAGUCCAAACUCUGGCCCAGGAAGGAGAUAUUAUUGGAAUCGCCUUCGAUCAUAUAGAGCUGAAUUUUUAUGUUAAUGGAAAACCCCUGGAGGCACCUGUUAUGGGGAUUAAGGGAACGGUAUAUCCUGCUUUAUAUGUGGAUGACGGAGCCAUUCUCGAUCUAAUACCUCAAGAAUUCGCUCACAUACCCCCAGCUGGCUUUGAGAAAAUCAUGGUCGAGCAAUCUCUACUUUAACAUUAUUUAUCUCUUAUUUUCCAUGAUAUUUAAUUUGCAAUUGAUCAAUUACUUAUUUAAUUGUGUUUCAUCUCAAUUCCCCACGAACUACGUGGAUUCAAUUUCCAUGAAACUUAAAUGACUGUACAAACUCAAAUAUUAACAAUAAGAGAAGGAGAGUGUAAAAUGUAAUGUCCAAAUUGUCACAAAUAAAGGAAAUUAUUUAAUGCA